AUGAUUGGUCCAUUGCUAAUGGGACGAUGGCAAUACUUCAGGCAAUGGAUCUUGCCAUACAGCAACUUAUACGUGUGGGAAACGAUUGCCAACUUCGGCAUCCUCCUACACGCCUUCCACAUCGGCCUAGAAACCGACGUGAAAGCCGUACUUCGUCCUGGCCGGAAAGCCCUCUCCCUCGCCCUCGUCAGCGUCGCCGCUUCCUUCCUCAUCGGCUACAAGCUAUUCCACUUCGUCAGCGUCGGAAAAUUAGAAACGUCUUCGGAUAAAGUGGUCAAGCACAAUGGGGGGCUCCCCAUCCUCUCCCGCGGUGGCUUCUUCUGUGGCGCCGCCUUCACGGUGACGAGCUUCUCCACGGUGGCCAACGCCUUGAGGAAGCAGAAGCUACUGCACACGGAGCUGGGGCGGAUGGCAAUGUCGGCGGCGGUGAUCACAGAGGUGGCUCUGUGGGGCAUCCUCGCCCUGGGGGUGCCCAUGACCAUAUCGUUGUACACGCUGGAGUGGGCGGCGGGCACGCUGGUGUUGAUGGCGCUGGUGUUCCACAACUGGUUGGGCCCCGGGGCGACGUGGAUGAUGCAGCUGGCGAAGAGCAGCGACGACGAGGAGCUGAACGAGGGGCAGGCGGCGAUAGCGCUGAUGGGGGUGAUGCUAGCGGCGUUCAUGGCGGACAUGAGCGGGAUGCAUUCCAUUGUAGGGGCGUUUAUGUUUGGGAUAAGUCUGCCGGAUAGGGUGUUGAGGUCCAUGCUGUUGGAGUCGAUGGAGGAGACGGUGACCGGCUUGUUUUUGCCUCUGUUCUAUGCUUAUUUGGGGAUGAGGAUGGAUCCGACAUCUUUUGACCCUGGCCUUCUUCGUAACUGGGGCAGAUUUUGCUUUACCGUGUUAAUGGCUUCCGGGGCCAAAUCUGUUAUCUCUGCUGCCGUUUGUCUCUGCUGCAAAAUCGGAUUGCGAGACAGUGUCACCGUUGGCUGGAUCGUCUCCACUAAAACCGUCAUGGCUGUCAUCAUGCUUUAUCUCGGCUUGGCGUCUGAGAGGGAGGAUGAGAGUGGAAUCGCAAACUAUGUACUUGCCGUAAUGUUGACAUCGAUGGUGACUAUGUCGUCGGUUACAAUACCUAUCCUAUCGGCGUUGAACCGCCCCUCCCGCCACCUCAUGAAGCAGACCUGCCGCAGCGUGGAGGAGCUCAAGCCCGACAGCGACUUCCGAAUACUCACCGGCAUUUACACCGUCCAUGACGUCCCUGGCCUCAUUAACCUUCUCCAGAUCUCCUGCUCCACCUCCAAAUCCCCCGUCGUCGUCUUCGCCCUCCGCCUCGUCGAGCUCACCGGCAGCUGCCCCGCCAAGUUCUUCAUCCAAGACAUGCGCAAGCCCACCGGCCGCAAGUCUGACCAGGUCGAGGCCGAGUCCGACCAAAUCAUUGAAGCCUUCGACAAGUACCAGUCCGAGAACGUUGGCUCCAGCGUCACCCCCCUCUUCGCCACCUCCCCUUACUUCAACAUGCACGAGGACGUGUGCAGCCUCGCCACCGACAAGCGCAUCACCCUGAUCAUCGUUCCAUUCCACCAGCAACAGACCGUCGACGGCAGCAUGGAGAACGAGAACCCCUUCAUCCGCGGGGUCAACCAGAUGGUCCUCAACCAUGCCCCCUGUUCCGUCGGCAUCUUCAUCGACCGGGGCUUCGGCAAUGCCAACUUCGGCGACGACGCCACUCACCGCGUCCUCGUCUACUUCUUCGGUGGCCCUGAUGACCGCGAGGCCUUGUACUAUGGCUGGCGCAUGCGCUACUACACCGGCGUCACCCUCACCGUGGUGCGCUUCGUGCUUGGCGACGAGGCCACGGAGAACAUGUCGCAUUUGGAGAGCAGCUACGAGAACAACCCUCUCAUCCCAUUUCUGCAACCGGACUACGAGCGGCAGAAGCAAUUUGACGACGUCGUUGUGGACGAGUUUCGGACGAAGACGUCGGGGGACGAGAUGAUAAGGUACUUGGAGAAGGAGUCCAACAAUGGGGAAGAGACGGUGACGGUGAUAAGGAGUAUGGAGCACGAUUACGAUCUGUACGUGGUGGGGAAAGGGGACAGGCUAUUGUCGCCUUUAACAUUGGGGUUGAAUGAUUGGAGCGACUGGCCGGAGCUGGGGGCGGUGGGGGACAUACUGGCGUCGUCGGAGUUUGCGUCGAGGUCUUCGGUGCUGGUGCUGCAGCAGCAUGCCGGAGCUGCGCCGGUGAUAGAAGGGAUGAAGUUGCUGGACGGCACGGAACGGAACGUGACGGAGUCGGUGCAUAACCAUCGCGUUUCGUCGCGGGGGACGAGUCGGCCUGGCCGAACUACCCAAGAUUUCCAAUAA
Malania oleifera is the source of this 2343-nucleotide messenger RNA. Its product is annotated as cation/H(+) antiporter 15-like. NCBI's taxonomy places the organism in Eukaryota, Viridiplantae, Streptophyta, Magnoliopsida, Santalales, Ximeniaceae. Gene Ontology annotation, biological process: regulation of pH; proton transmembrane transport. The transcript is spliced from 2 exons. Gene Ontology annotation, cellular component: endomembrane system; membrane. The record is from RefSeq and is a predicted model, not a curated record. Bases 1 to 2343 code for a protein of 780 amino acids. Gene Ontology annotation, molecular function: antiporter activity.